CUCGGAGGGUAUAAGAGGAGCUGCGCAAUGACAACACUGGAGGAGAAACACAAAGGGAGACAAAACGCGUCGAAGAAAGAACCCGAACAGGAGGGUCUGGUCGUUAUUUCUUUGUUUGGAGCCGUCGCCGUCGAGUGAGGAUGCCUUUUCUCGGACAGGACUGGAGGUCACCGGGUCAGAGCUGGGUGAAAACCGAAGAGGGAUGGAAAAAGACAACUUCAGAGGAGAAAAACAACAAUGGCUCCAUCGAGAGCUUCUGCAAAGUGGAAGAGGAGCAGUGUUUCAACAAGGAGAACCUGCUGCUCUCGCUCAGCCAUGACAUGGCUGCCAAGAAGAGGAAAAAAGACCUGAUGAACAACAACACCAAGGCCCCCUAUUUCCACAGGGAAAAGUGGAUUUAUGUUCAUAAAGGAAGCACCAAGGAGCGCCACGGAUAUUGUACGCUGGGAGAGGCCUUCAACCGCUUGGAUUUCUGCAGCGCCAUCAAGGACACGAGGCGGUUUAAUUACGUUGUCAGACUCCUGGAUCUUAUCGCCAAGUCCAACCUCCCCUCGCUGAGCGGAGUGGCGCAGAAGAACUACUUGAAUAUUCUGGAAAGGGUAGUCCAGAAAGUUCUGGAUGAUCAACAGAACGUGCGCCCCAUCAAAGAGCUGCUGCAGACCCUGUACGCCUCGCUGUGCAGUCUCGUUCAAGACAUAGGCAAGUCCAUCCUGGUGGGCAACAUCAACUCCUGGGUGUACCGCAUGGAAAACAUCCUGCAGUGGCAUCAGCAGCUGGACAACAUCCAGAUCUGCCGGCCCACAUCUACAGGCAUGAACCUGACGGACCUGCCUGCCAGCUUGCAGCUGAACAUCAUGCACCGCCUGUCGGACGGCAGGGACUUGGUGUGUCUGGGCGAAGUGUGUCCUGAGCUGGGGGCCCUCACAGAGGACUGCCUGCUCUGGAGAAGACUCUGCCAGUACCACUUCACAGACAGACAGAUCCGUAGGCGCCUGAUAGUGUCAGAUAAAGGUCACUUGGAUUGGAAAAAAAUGUACUUCAAGCUGAGCCGCUGCUAUCCUCUCAGAGAGCAGUACGGCGACACCCUGCACCUGUGCACACACUGCCACAUCGUCUUCUGGAAGGACACAAACCACCCGUGCACGGCGAACAACCCAGAGAGCUGCACCGUGUCCCUCUCCCCGCAAGACUUUAUCAGCCUCUUCCACUUCUGAUCCCCACCGACACCCUGAAUCCUACCUGUGUAUAACGUUCCUGUACAUAGAAGAGUACAUUAUUUUUUUUUUUUUGUUAAAUAUCACAUGGAUGUGUAUUUAGUUGAAGCGGGAAACGUACGUUCACGACGUUGUGGGACAAUUAUGCAAUCGGGUGUUUUGAAGGAGCACUGAGGCUUCAGUGAAGUUUUGCUUCUGAGAGCAAAGUGAAUGUCAAGGAGAGCAAUAAUGAUGUUGAAGCACUUGGCCUGUGGAUGGAGGGAGAGCAGAGGAAAAAAAGGAAUGCUGAGCUGCUGGAGUCCAGUCUUAGUUUAAUGUGUUUUUUCUUAUUAUGACUCCAAAGUAAGCACAUUCCUCAACUUUAAGUUUGAGCACGUGUUUUUUUUAAUCUCUUUUCCCCCCAGUGUGAAGAAUUAGAUUUUUCUUUUAAAGAAUUUAAAACUUUUUGUUUCAACAAACGGAGAGUUGUGUUUCGGAAACGGGAGUUACUCAUAAUGUAUGAGAAGGCCUGCUUAUUUAGGGAGGUGCAAUGCAUUUGAUGCCCAGAUGCAAUCUGCAGUAAUAUUCUGUUUGGCACUGAGAAGGAGAAAAGCCGUCCUUAAAGUCGCCGCAGUACUGCAGAGAAAAUAAAUGUAAGUGUACGAAUGUUACUCAUUUAACAUGUUGACACACCACAUUAUCUUUUCUAUGUAGGUCUUUUUUCACUUUUAUAAGAAUUUGAUAUUAUUGUUUUGUUUUUUUUUUCUGUUCUGGCUGUUGUAGCAGCAGCACCUGAGUGCAGUAUUACCAAAGAUUGUUCUGUCAGUCAUUAUUACGAUGGUGUGUGCCUUAUCAUGAAACUUGAAACGGUGCAGGUACAACUUCUGCCUUGUUUGCAAUGCUUUCAGUUCCUGAUGCUCUUUUUCUUUAGCGUGGUCAUGUUUUACCUUUUACAGAGGAGUUGGGAUUCCAGCUCCCACUGAUUGUACCAUUGUUUUACUAUAGUUAUUAUAUCCUGCAUGUUUUUUUUAAACACCUAGCUGAUUUGUUUAUUUAUUGAAAAUUUUGGCAAGUGGUUUAGCUUCCAAGCUUUUUUUUUUUUUUGGUUUUAAAAGUAGAAAUAAUCUGUGCAAAGAUGCACUUUGACCCAGUCUCACCUCGAUCACUGUCCAGACAGUGAAGGACAAUAUACAUGCUAUGCAAUGCGUUCUCUUUAUGUUCUGUUAAAUAAAAAGAGGAAAAACUC
This is a messenger RNA of Salarias fasciatus (jewelled blenny), 2439 nucleotides long. RefSeq names its product F-box protein 32 (gene fbxo32). Gene Ontology annotation, cellular component: cytoplasm; SCF ubiquitin ligase complex; nucleus. Lineage: Eukaryota; Metazoa; Chordata; Actinopteri; Blenniiformes; Blenniidae. The transcript is spliced from 9 exons. Gene Ontology annotation, molecular function: protein binding. The coding region runs from base 141 to 1214 and encodes 357 amino acids. The record is from RefSeq and is a predicted model, not a curated record. Gene Ontology annotation, biological process: protein ubiquitination.